GGUGGAAAGUAACUAAGUCAACAAGUACUGUAGGCUAUAAGUACAGAUUUGAGGUGCUUGUAAUUUACAUGAGUGUUUCCUUUUUCUUCUACAUUAAGUAUGAUGCACUGUUAUAGAUUAAACUAGUCAGGAUAUAAAUUAGCUAAAUGCAUCAGUAGUAAUAAUCCACAUUUUGAAGAGGCUAUAUACCACUUUAACACACUGAAAGCAUCUAUUCUGAGUACUUUUAGUUUGGAUACUUUGAGUACAUAUUGCUGAUAAUAAUUCUGUACUCAAGUAAAAUUUUUAAUGCAAUAUUUUUACAGUGAGGUAUUUACUUACUUUCACUUAAGUAAAAGCAUCUGAAUACUAAUGCAUUUCAUUCAAGUAUCUGACAGCUACAGAAUAAGGUUUUACAUGAAAAACAUAAGUUCAUAUAAUGCAUUGUUAGGGUCAGGCCACCUAUAAUAUGACAACUUGUUAAAGGUGGGCCUAAAUUUUUACUAAUGCUUAUGUACUUUAUGUGGGUGCAAUUUUGAAUGUAGGACUUUGAGUAUUUUUUCAGAUUUGGGUACUUUCGCUUUUUUGAAAAGUCGGGGGAGAUUAAAAAUAGUUCAAAUGGAAGCAGCAGAGCCUGAGAUAUCCUGACUUUUUGUCUUAGGUCAAGCACCCAAAACACUGGACUCUACAUUUCCCAUAAUACAGAUCAAUCAUAUCUAUUAAACUCAGACAUCGUGAGGGUUAUUUUUUCAGACUUUAGAAAGCUCCAUCUAGAGCCACAGAAGACAUUAUGCAACUGUUUUUACAGGCUAAAUAGUUCUCUCUGUCAUGUGUCUGAAUGAGGCUGACUCAUUGAUAGAUACGCAGUCCACAGGCUGUUGAUGCUCUUGCUUGAUAGCAACCACAUGCACACAUCAACAGAGUGGGCAUUAAAGCUCAAGAGGUCACAGCUCCUCUGCACUGUAUAUAUCCUCUGAAACCACACCGCUGUGCACAAGGCCGCACGAGUUUGCAGGAGAUGGAGAUGGUGAAGAUGAAAGGAAAGGAGAGGAGAGAGGAAGUCAGCUUGAAGAGGGUGAACCACAGAUGCUGCCAAGAAGUGAUGAAACUGAUGUCAAGGUGCACAGACUGAAACAAGACUCGGAAAUGAAAAGAGAGGUAAUGUGAGAGAGGGAGCUUGUAGUAAAACAUGAAAUCUUUUGCUAUAGCUGUAUUGUAGCAGGGUUAGCACCUGAAACUGUGGGAACCCCCUAAUCUGAGAUGUUUCGCUGCGUUGGGCCUGCAACACUUGCAAAAGCAAGACCACCCACCGACCUUCACUCCCCUCUACUUCACUCACCGCCCCUACUUUAAAGGGGAGACAGGCAGAAGUAGGAAGGUAACGAGCAGAGUAGAAAGAGGAAGCAGCAUUUAUAGCUAAGUACCAACCUCAGCUUCAGCACUUCUCUGUUUUUUAUAACCAGAUAAUGAUGUGCUUGGAAGAACAUUUCCCACUUGGAUUGGCUGUGACUGGAAGAUGACGGGAGGUUUUCUGAGUGUUCCCAUCAUGAGGCCUAACCACUGCUGGACCAUCCUGCAUGUGUCCAUCCUGGCAAUGCUGCUUCUCACCUUAAACGCUGACAGUGAAGAUUCAAAAUGUGAAGUUGAAAUUAGAGUACGUCGCAACACGGUUUAUGAAGCUUUCCUUGGGGACGACCUUAGGAUUAACUGCACAGUUCUUUUCUGCAACAAUUCACCACCGGCGACCUACUGGUAUAAACUUGAGAAAACUAAUGUCAAUGUCAAUGUCAGCGGCAGCAGUCACAUUAAAACUGAGUGGAAAACUUUAAACCAUGUAGAAGGGAUAUCGUAUUUGAUCUUCCAAAACAUUCUCACAAACGACUCAGGUGUGUAUCGGUGUCGAAGUGGUCACAGUGUGAGUCAUAGCAUCAACAUCUCUGUCGAUGGUGAAGAUUCAAAAUGUGAAGUUGAAAUUACAGUACGUCGCAACACGGUUUAUGAAGCUUUCCUUGGGGACGACCUUGGGAUUCACUGCACAGUUCUUUUCUGCAACAAUUCACCACCGACAAUCUCCUGGUAUAAACUUGAGAAAACUAAUGUCCCUGUCAAUGUCAGCGGCAGCAGUCACAUUAAAACUGAGUGGAAAACUUUAAACCAUGUAGAAGGGAUAUCGUAUUUGAUCUUCCAAAACAUUCUCACAAGCGACUCAGGUGUGUAUUACUGUCGAAGUGGUCACAGUGUGAGUCAUAGCAUCAACGUCUCUGUCGAUGGUGAAGAUUCAAAAUGUGAAGUUGAAAUUAGAGUACGUCGCAACACGGUUUAUGAAGCUUUCCUUGGGGACGACCUUAGGAUUAACUGCACAGUUCUUUUCUGCAACAAUUCACCACCGACAAUCUCCUGGUAUAAACUUGAGAAAACUAAUGUCAAUGUCAAUGUCAGCGGCAGCAGUCACAUUAAAACUGAGUGGAAAACUUUAAACCAUGUAGAAGGGAUAUCGUAUUUGAUCUUCCAAAACAUUCUCACAAGCGACUCAGGUGUGUAUUACUGUCAAAGUGGUCACAGUGUGGGUCAUAGCAUCAACGUCUCUGUCGAUGUAGGCGAACGUGAUGACGAGCAUACCAAUGUUACACAGAAGAAUUCCACAAGUGAUUUCGAGCUCACCACAGUUACAUGGACAACUUCAGAACCGGAAAGCUCAACAAUUCAGCACACUGUCUGGCUAUACCGUGUUGUUGGAAUCAUGGUGUUUGUCAUAAUAGUGAUAAUUAUAUGUGUUGCAUCAAAAUCUGGGUGUAAAGGUGUCUGUUGUGCAGGAGAAUCCAGGAACACACCAGAUCCGAGCUGCCAGCCCUCCCAUGAUGCCUGGUCUACCAUUCAUAUCUAUGAAAACGAUCAUUAGUCCCUAUGUGUCUUGAAAUCAGUCUGCUAAAUUCAAUCUUAAGAUAUUAGGACCAUGAUUAAUAUCAAAACGGUUCAUAGUAUUCAUUUUGUAACCUGUAACUUGUAUGUUAUUUAUUCACAUUUUUACGGAUUUGUGUGUCAAAUUAGUUUAUCAAUGCCAGGCUUGGUUAUUAUGGUUUGUAUUUUUAUGAAAUAUGCUUUGGGAAAUAUUGAUUGGGCUUUCAUGGUUUUAAAAUAAUCCAAAAUAUGAUCAAUUUCUUUAUAAUGGUGUGUUUACUGACGUGAAUAGCGGUGGAUCUUACUGUUGACUCCGUUUUGUGCUUUUGAAUUCCUGUAAAUCGAGCUGUAUUAAUACAGAAGUGAAAUUUCAUAUGUGAGAAACCGCUGUUGUUGAGACUUACUGAGGCAUGAGUGUGUGUGUGGGGGUGUGUCUGCAGAAUGUAACACAUUUACAGGUUUAAUAGUUUUGCUUCCUGUACAGGUAACAAUUGUUGUACACACAUCCGGUGCAGACUUUUUAAACUUUGAUUGUCUGUUUAUCUAUAUUGGUGUGUGUUUGUGCUCACACUUUUGUUCUCUAUGCUCUUUUGAUGUUGAUUGAAGCAGCUUUUCUUCUUGGGUACAGAAUCAGUUGUGCAUUUGGAAGCAGACAGACUGUCGACUGACGAACAGGAAGCAGAAUUAAACCACAUGUCACAUAAACAUAUGUAAAGACAAAGACUGGAAGUUGUGUUACAGUAAAGAAUAUAUAUGAUAAACUUACCCCUCUACUUACCAUCAGACUCAAGCUCAGAUUUCACCCAACUGUUAAAGGAAUGAUGUUUCCAAAAAUUGUAUUUCUAAAUGUUACCUUUGGACAUAAAUCCUAACCCUUUAGAUUCACAAAAAAAUUCUAAUGUGCACAAAUAGAUAAAUGACAACCAGUCAACAUGUUAAGUCUAAAACAAAAGUAAUAGUUAGCUGACCACAUGGUUAGUCUACAGCCAUGCUAGCGGCUACGUGAGGCUAUGGGGUGUACUCAGGCAAAGCACUGCUUUGAGCUAAAUGCUAACACAUCUAUUAGUUUAGUGUGUUAGCAUGCUAACAUUUGAAAAUUAGAACUAACCACAAACUACAGCUGAGAAUGAUGGGAAUGUCAUUAGUUGUGAAGGUAUUUUGUGAAGUAUUGGACAAGUAAACAUUUUGACCUGAUGACGGCGCUAGGGGAUCACCAAACUUAUUAGAAGUCAUACUGAGGGGGGCAUGAAUGUGUGCACCAAAUUUCAUGACAAUCCAUCCAAAUAUUAAGACAUUUUACAUUAGGAUACAUCAUCUGGGAGCUGUAAAUGACAAUGUUUUUUUGCCAAUCCAUCAAGUAGAUGUUGAGGACAAGUGAAAACUUGUCCUCAACAUGACCUGCUGGUGGCGCUAGAGGAAAAGUCAGGGGAUCACCAAAGAUUCAUCCUCUGAGGCUAUGAAUGUCUGCACAAAAUUUCAUGGAAAUCUAUUUAAAAGAUAUUAAAAUAUUUCAGUCUGGACCAAAGUGGUGCACCAAGCGACCCACACUGCCAUGCUAGCAUACUAUACCGCAUUUUGAAAUGUUAGCUUUGGAGUUGAAAUUUUUUUUGAAAUAAGUCCUUAUCUAUAAUGUUUAUGGAGGAAUUUGAUGGGUCUCAGUAGAUAAAUAACAACCAGGCUACAAAACAACAACAAAAUGCUAAACAGCUAGCUUUCUACUAGCAGGCUAAUUUAGCAAAACCAUUAAUGUGUUUAGCCUUAAACAAGGGUGAAUGUUAGCUGACAUGAUUAGCAAAAAUGUGUGCAAAAUUGAUCACAUUAUUUACUGACAAGCACAACAGUAGCACUUUAACCAUGCACUGUAUAUUAAACUCUGUUAUGUCUGCUGAGUUUGAAAAUGAAAAUGCAAAACAAGGAAGGCAGGUAAAACACCAGUGACACUGAAGUCUGCAUUUUAAUAUUGGCAUAUGUACACUAUGGUGUCUUGACUUUUGCACACAUUAUAUGAAAAUCACAAUACACUCGCCAAAUUUCAUUUUCAUCCAGUUUUUUAUUUGUCAAUUAUUUGUUUAAUGCUGUGACCUUUUCUAUUCUGUGAUUUCAACACAUACGUCACUGAAACUAGUCCAAGGUGCUAAUAAAUGAAUGUAAAUCCUAACAAGACGCCUGCCAUAUUUCAAUACGAGUCACCUUUAACAUACAGCUGUUGUGUAGACCAGACAGUCAGGGGGAAAACCUUCUUAUUGUUCUAUUUUAGCUCAUCACAAGAUCAACUCUCUCCCAACCUGAAUCCAGGAAAUGACACCUUUCAGUUCAGACUGAAACCAGCUACAAACUUGACAAAAAGAUCUCCAGGGGCCUCCUUGUGUAUAAUUUGAUUCAAUUCGAAAGGUCAUGAAGCAUUUAAUUUCUACAAUAAGAACCACAUCCAAAAAUGACUUUUAUAGACAAUGAAAAAACAUCAUUUGUCACAUAUCAAAAUAUGGUGGAAUGUAAAUUAAUAUACAAGAACAAAGCUGGUAAUAAUGAGGAUUAUUGGAAAAUUAAACAUAAUUUUUAGGAUCAUGCAGAACAAAGUGGAGCCACAAUGCAUAGAGAGUCUCUCAGAACAUAAGACAUUUUACUUUUAGAGAGUGGACCAAAUGCUGUAUCUUCCAUAGGUGAUAAGUUUGACAUCUGCAUGCAUUGACAUGACAUUUCUAUUUAUAAUGAACACUAAAUGAGCAGCUGUUUAGCAUCUAGAUUUUAAUGAAGAGUGUAAACUUGUGUUUUUGUAGCAACAAAGCUGUAACCACAUUGAUAAUGUUUUGUAGACUUUUAUCAUCAUGGAUUAAGCAACAGAAAGCUGUGUCAAAGGAAAGUAGUUUACAGAUGUAAUGAGGCUACAGAGUGCAAUAGAUUGCUGGUUAAAUGGCCAAAAACACAAUUCAAAACUGAUUUGUAGAAUUUGUGGAGAGCGCAGCAGUGAUAGAAAGGAGUUGGACGUACAGAGCAGACAUGAAGCACGUGGAGCAGCGUGGCCCGUGGGAUGUGCUACCCAUGUGGUUUUGAAAGCGCUAAAAGCUGACGUACAUUGCCUGCACAAUCUGGCACAGGCACUCACUCAGUCACACACACACACACACACACACACACACACACACACACACACACACUUGCACAAACAUAGAUGCACCCCACCCAACAUGCUUCAUCGCCCACCAUCCACCAUGUGACACAUGCAGGUAGCGAGGCUCAUUACCCCUUUACAGUAUAAACAAGGAAGUAUACAAACUUUGUGUAUGAGGCUGUUUUCACCUGUUAUUAGAUAUUAACAUCUUUCACACCCAUGCUAGUUUCUUUAUUAUGUUAUUUUGGAAGUACAGUGGAAGUGGAGAAAUUGUGCACAAAAAGUAUGAAUUAAGGCUGGAUGGGACAAGGGAAAAACUUGAGAACUCUCACUUUAAAACAAGUUAAACAUGGUUGCCAUCUAGUGGUGUAAAGGCAAAACUCAGGAUUCUGAAAUUACAUCUUAUCUUGGUGAUAACAGGUUGUAGACAGAUCAACAGAACCCUUUAAAAAUCUUUAGUGAUUACUGAAAUCAUUAUUUCCUAUCAGUGUGACUCCAUAAACCGUGAAAGCCACAGAGGGACCAAAAUAAAAACACACUAGUGAUUUUAUUGUGAAGUCCACGCAAGAUUAGCACACAGUUUCCUCAAACCUCUAUGUUUUCAUUAAUAGUCAAAUUAUUUGCUUUAAUGAGAUCAGUAUCACUGAUAAUAAUCAAAAUGCCACUCAGUGCCUUCAAGUAACAAAGGAACUAUUUAGGCUAUACCCUUUCCUGUCUUUGUGAGGUUUGUGGAAACUGUAAGGAAAAACAAUGUCUCUAUUUACAUGAAAGAUGUUUGGAGAAAACGUUACAAUGUCCCAUUCAGACUGCAGUGCUCAUUUCCAAAACAGGAUUAAUUCAGUUUGAGAAAAAGUCAAGAAAACGGAUCAAUUUCUGAGACAAAGAAUUAGGUCACCACUCUUAAUUGAACACAAUUCGUUUAUGUUUUUAAUAAGAGCAAAUGUUAUUCUUGCAAAGUAUGCCUUAUUUUGGACAACUUAGUGAGUUCUUAAGCCUCUGGGUAGACUUGAAAGCUCCUUAAGCAGCAUACUGUACACUGACAGAAGUAUUUUUUUUCACACAAUUUAACUGUCACUAUUUAGGUUGGUUUGUUCAGGUUUGCAUUCAUACUAGCCUACCACUGAGUGUCAUAAGCUGGACAUUCACACUAUUUAUCACUUAGCUUUAGCUUUUUCCCAAUUUAUCUAAUGUUGUUAGCUAUAUAUUUCAACCACUUGUCCAUUACUUUUAGCUAACUGUUCAGACUUCUCUGCUCACUUGCUAACUACAGUGGUUUUCAUGCUAUCUCAGUUAGUGUCCAGGAGUUAAAGCAAACUGGGCAUUAAGUAUGCUGAUAUAGUACUACUGCUCAGUAGGCAUGCAUGGUUCUGUAAUUAGUGAAAGUAAACUGAAACGAAUUCUUAGAUCAAGAGGUCUCUCCAGAAGAAAGCAGUACGGGAAUCUGCAGGAUCAGAGGGGUUUCACUGAGGAAAAGGAGACGUCUCCAGGGGUGGAAUUACAGAUGUGCAACUGAAUCCACCUCAUAAAGCUAAAGUGCUGUUUUUGUAUGAGUCAAAAAAAAGCAACAGACAAGAAGGCGACUGAAAUGCUGCUGUGGUUCUGUCACAGAAAGAGCAGACAUCAUAUAAGGUGAGGUCCAUAAACUGUGCUAAAUGCAUUAACUUGAGAAUCUCCACACUACCUUCCACUACAAAUAGCAAACUGAUUAUGUGUAUAUGUUUUUUAAAAUCAAAUUGUGAUUUAAUUUUUUUGUUUCACAUUAGUUGAGCUAAUGCUUCUCCACAGUCUUAUACCCCUCGGCAACAGCAGACGUACCCCUGGUUGGGAAUCACUUACACCAACAGGUUUCUAAAAUCAUUCAAGGAACAUUAAAGCCAUUGCAUCCUUCAGACAAAGGUUGAACUCAUGGCGUGCUUUAAUGUUAUAUAUGCCAAUAAUUAUUAUUUUGGUGUGAAACUCAAUUCAUCCAUGACUCACAACUGACUCACUCAUAAAAAUAAUACCUGAAACAACAAAUGUUUGAGGCUUUUUUAAGCUUUAAAUAUUUGCAUUGGUUAGUCAUAGAUCGUUUAAAAAAAGCACAACACGGCUGUUAUGCCACUUGCAGGGUCUGAGAGUGAAAUAGUAAAGUCACUGGAGUGGGCUGUGGAGGAAAUGAGUUUCCUAUUGUGUAAGUUUCUGGUGAGGUUGCUGUACCUCCCACAGUCUUCAUACAUCACAACCCAACAAUGUCAAAAGAAUUUGGAGAGUUCAGUUACUUUGAGGUAUUAUUUGUAAGAAAGCAUCUGAUUUUCUUACUCAAUAUCUCCAAAAUGCAGACAAUAAAAAUAAGAAGUGAAACAAAGUCUCAGGUUUUAUUUCUGAUCCACUUUUAACUUCAGAUUUAUGCAGCACCAGUACAGGAAACUAUUUAUCAACUCUUACAGAUACUAAAAAGGUGAAUGCU
Molecule: messenger RNA, 8432 nt
Organism: Siniperca chuatsi (mandarin fish)
Lineage: Eukaryota; Metazoa; Chordata; Actinopteri; Centrarchiformes; Sinipercidae
Product: B- and T-lymphocyte attenuator-like
Exons: 8
Coding region: 1496-2878 (460 amino acids)
Biological process (GO): immune response-regulating cell surface receptor signaling pathway
Cellular component (GO): plasma membrane
Molecular function (GO): signaling receptor activity
Source: RefSeq, a predicted model, not a curated record